Messenger RNA from Parnassius apollo (apollo), 1059 nucleotides. NCBI's taxonomy places the organism in Eukaryota, Metazoa, Arthropoda, Insecta, Lepidoptera, Papilionidae. The record is from the annotation of a GenBank genome assembly.
AUGUUAAGUGUCACGAAUAAGAAGUUUUUGAUUUCCUCGUGCAAAACUUGCCGGAGCUUUUCUUUCACAAAAUGUUUCUAUAGCCAGGAAAUAGAAAAUAAGUACUCAGAAGCUCAAAAACAGAAAAUAUUACAGAUUGUAAAUGAUGGUGAUCUGGAUAUUUUGUCUAGGUAUGAUGUAGCUAAAACAAGAUUAAAAAAACUUAGUGAGUGGGUUAACAAGUAUGGAAAGCUUAACAAAAUUUCGGACCUUGAAACUAUUGAUGGCUUUACUGAAAAGACUGUUAAGAAAUUUUACAAUAGUAUAAUAGAUGGUGCACCAAAAAAUUUAUCCCACAAGAUUAAAGGACGGAUUUUGCACCCAAUAUUGACUGAAACUGUGAAACAGAAUUGCAGGUUGGUCUUAUCUGUGUAUGUGACAGUUAACUGUGUGUGCUGGACACUUAUUGAUAGAGAUAAAUAUGCGGUGGCUGAAUGGAAAUAUCAUGGAAUUGAAUAUCCAGAUAGUAAGCGGUUCCCGAUUACUGAUAUUUUGGGUAUUGCAUGGCAAAUAACUAAUAAUUUGCCAAACGCUGAUAUCUAUGUAAUGAAGGCGGAAGCGACCAGUCUUCGCGCAGGUGGCAGUGAUCCAAACAAUCCUAAAGUAAUUGCAUUUAAUAUACAAAAAGCUCAAAUGAUUGCCAUAAUUGUUGCGCUAAUUAAUGCUAAGCAUAACAAUAUAAAUGUUUGUCCUACCAAAGAGGAACCUGUUAGCAACUUAAAUCAAAGAGUGUAUUUUCUUAGGUCUUCACUCCCAUACAGAUUAUAUGGAACCUUAGUAGGCAAUGAAAGAGUUUCAACUGAUCAAACAGUAGAAAUGUUGUUAGACAAAGCGAAGGAAAUACAUUCUGAUAAUUCGCACGUGCAUGUACCUGAUAAUCUUACGUCAAUGUACCGUUCGCAAAAAGAAUUGCAGAAGGAUAUGUUGGGACAUUGUCUACUUCUCGCGAUAACCUUUAUGGAUUUGUGUAUUUACACAAAUGAGGAGAAAAUAAGGAAAUUGACAAGGUUAGGAGAUUGA